Leptopilina heterotoma is the source of this 734-nucleotide messenger RNA. Its product is annotated as dehydrin DHN1-like. Bases 114 to 590 code for a protein of 158 amino acids. The transcript is spliced from 3 exons. The record is from RefSeq and is a predicted model, not a curated record. Lineage: Eukaryota; Metazoa; Arthropoda; Insecta; Hymenoptera; Figitidae.
GAAGAAUAUUCGACAGAUUAAAUUCAGAAUUCGAGGCACGCGUGGAGUGUGAGGUUUACGAAUUAUUUUUUUUUUCUUUCUCAGACAUAUAAAAUAAGCUGUGCCGAGGCAGAAUGAUUUCCAGCAUUUCCUUUCUUGUUCUGCUUGUGCUUGUAACAAUUUUGAACCAAACGGAAGGAGGAGGAGGAGGUGACGGUGGACAUCACCACAUAAUAAUUCACGUGCCAUAUCAUGUAAAAAAAAUCAAGCACACCCACACAAUUACGAAGCAUGUACAUCACGGUGGUGGAGAUAAAUAUGAAGUCCUAGGAUACACGGUAGGUCAGCCAAUAAAAAUUGGAGGUUUCGGUGGUCACGAAAGUCACGAAGGACAUGGUGAAUUUAAUCUUCACAAUGGUUACGGUGGCGGUGGACAAGAGAAUCAAGAAAUUCAUUACGGAAGUCAUGGAGGUCAUAAUUUUGAACAAGUUGGCAAUGAACUCAGUCAGGAUGGUUUUCAUUUAGGAGGACACGAAGAAUUUUCAUAUGGAGGUGGAGGAGGUGGUAGUAGUGGUGGUGAAAUUCAUGAAGAACAUCAAUCCGGAUAUUGAAAAUUUAACGAAAAGUAAAAUUUUGUACCAAAUAAUUUUUACUUGAGUCAAUUAAAUUGUAUUUGCUUCAAUUACUAAAAUUAUUGGUUCAAAUAUGAUUUUUUUGAAUCAAAUGCAUUUUUUUCAGUCUAUUACUUGAUAGUU